This is a messenger RNA of Naegleria lovaniensis, 1089 nucleotides long. RefSeq lists its product as uncharacterized. Bases 1 to 1089 code for a protein of 362 amino acids. Lineage: Eukaryota; Heterolobosea; Eutetramitea; Acrasida; Naegleriidae. The transcript has a single exon. The record is from RefSeq and is a predicted model, not a curated record. Gene Ontology annotation, biological process: phosphorelay signal transduction system.
AUGCAUGGCCAAAUCAAAGUGAGCAGUGCACUCAAUGUUGGAACAACAGUCACCAUUCUAUUGCCACUCGAAAAUACUCUCAACGACAGUUCAGAAGUCAUUUCCGAAAUUUUACGAGGAGACGAUGUCAAAGACAUGCACGUAUUAGUUAUUGACGACGAUGAAUGUUUUCAAAAUGUGUUACAAAGUUAUUUGAAACUCUUCCAUAAGGUUCGAAAAAUUGAUUGCAUUUCCUCUGUCGAGUCUCUUGCAACACAAUCAUUACUUGAUACCAGCUCGGUGAAGGUCAUUUUCGUUUCAGAAAGUGACUAUUCUCGUGCGACACAAAUAUUGUCAAGCAUGUCUAACAAAGAUCAUACUAUCGUUACCAUUCCAACCAUUUUCAAAGGCUCUCAAAGAUCUUAUUCCAAUUUAAAGUAUCUGACCAAACCUGUUAAAUUUCCAGAGCUUGUGGACGUCUUGUCGAAUGACAAAAUUUUGUUGAAGGAGAAUUCUGCAAAACUAUCCUUGUGUGAUGGCUAUGUUGCAACACCAUCACGUGACCAUCAUGAUGAUGAGGUAUGGAAUGAGAGCAGAACUGCCAAAACACAAGUCUCAUCCCAAGAUUUAAAUCUCAGUACCUCAACCAUAAGGAUGCAUGAACCAUCAACUCAGAAUAGCAUGAAAAAUAUUCCCUUUGAUUUUGGAUCAAAUUCAGUACUCAUUGCGGAUGACAAUGCAGUGAAUCGAAAAGUAUUGGUGAAAAUGUUACAAAUUAUUGGAUUCAAAGAUAUUGACACUUCGAAUGAUGGAAUGGAAUGUUUUGAAAAAUUCAAACAAAAAUCAUAUCAUUUGGUCUUGUUGGAUUGUUUCAUGCCCAUUUUGAGUGGACGAGAAGCAUGUGAAAUGAUUCGAAAUUUAGAAAAACAAACUCAAGUCAAGAGACGCGUACCCAUUAUUGCCAUUACUGCCAAUACAUGGGAACCGAGGGACACUUUGCUUUCACAAGGUUUUGAUGAUGUCGUUUACAAACCAGUGAUUUUGGAACAAUUUCAACAGCUGUUACUGAAACACCUUGACCAUUCCAGUAGCCAACAACAACAAUUAUGA